Messenger RNA from Passer domesticus (house sparrow), 1205 nucleotides. RefSeq names its product family with sequence similarity 32 member A (gene FAM32A). The transcript is spliced from 4 exons. Gene Ontology annotation, cellular component: nucleolus. The record is from RefSeq and is a predicted model, not a curated record. The coding region runs from base 77 to 415 and encodes 112 amino acids. NCBI's taxonomy places the organism in Eukaryota, Metazoa, Chordata, Aves, Passeriformes, Passeridae.
GCUCGAGCGCGGCUCCCGGCCGCGGCCGCGCCGUUGCGGCGGUGCCGGCAGGGGGCGCGGGCACGGCCGUUCCGCCAUGGCGGAUUACGAGGCGGUGCAGCGCGGCCCGCUGCGGCUGAAGGGCAGCGUCGGGGCCCUGGGGGCCGGCAAGCGGAAGAAGAAGAAGGCGAAAGACAAGGCCCAGAUCCUGGAGCAGAUCGUGAGCAGCAAGAAGCAGGAGGAGGAGAAGAAGCGCGGGCUGGACAAGCGGACCCCGGCGCAGGUGGCCUACGAGAAGAUGCAGGAGAAGCGGCAAAUGGAGCGCAUCCUGAAGAAAGCAUCGAAAACCCACAAGCAGCGAGUGGAGGACUUCAACAGGCACUUGGAUACUCUGACUGAGCAUUACGACAUUCCCAAAGUCAGCUGGACUAAAUGACCGGGCUGCUUUCCACGGCUCUGGAGCUGGAGUUGUGUUUUGUUUGUAUCAAGCAGGGUUGCCAUGUAAAUCUGUCUGUUCUCCAUAUUGUCUAAUACAUCUUCUCAGCUUUUAUGACUUUAUACUGUCUUAUUUUAUAGACUUGUUUUAUAAAACCAAACAUGCAGCAAUGUCUCCUCUGGGCUGAGGAGCUCUGGUUUAUGUCGAUGCAGAGGGCUGGGUUUUUUUAGUGUUUAUAGUGAGAUUAAGGCCAAAACUAAUAGCUGCGAGUCAGAUGGAAAACAUUCCUUUAUUUCUUUGGUUCUAAAAGUUCUCCCUCUUUGAGGUGAAGACUCUGACAGGCUCACAUUUAAGUUUCUCUUGUAAGUUAUGUGAAUUGUAUAAUUACUUUCUAUCAAGUUCUGUCAGAGGCCACGUUGCAAAAUGUGAAGUAUGUAAAAUUGUUUUACGAAAGGAUAUCCUUUGAUAUUUGAUCUUUGUAUACUUUCAAGCCUAAUCCAUGAAACAGAGAGCAGCCAACAGCUGUGAGUGAUGUCGAGUUUUGACAGCUGAUGUGCUGGAUUUCUGGGAUCCCUCCGAGCAUCCAGGCUUGUGCAGCUCUGAAAUAAAUCAUCAGUGUGUCUCUGGAAUGUGUAAUUACUGGCUUGCUGUGCACCGGGACUGAAUCCGAUUUUUGUGGAAAACAGUAUUAUUUCUGCCUUACCAACAAUGUAAUUUCUACCUUGAGCUCUCUCAGAGCGGUCUGCUGCAACUUUUAAAUUCGGUGUUAUUUAUUAAAACGCUGCUUCCA